AUUAAUUAUAAAGUAGAGGUAAAGAAGAACGAGAAUAGUAGAGAGAUACUACUCCCCUAUAGACUACUUUAUAAUAUAUUAAGAGAGGAAUUCCUAAUACUUAAAAAGAUAUUUAAAAACCUCUUUAAUAAGGGAUUUAUCUGCGUUAAUAAUUCUUUAGCCGUAGUACUAAUCUUCUUUAUUCGAAAGCUAGGCGGAGGAUUACAAUUCUAUUAUAAUUACUGGGCUCUAAAUACUAUUAUAAGAAUUAACCGCUAUCCUUUACUAUUGAUUAAAGAAAUUUUCCGUAUUAUAGUUAAAGCGAAGUAG
Molecule: messenger RNA, 309 nt
Organism: Neurospora tetrasperma FGSC 2508
Lineage: Eukaryota; Fungi; Ascomycota; Sordariomycetes; Sordariales; Sordariaceae
Exons: 1
Source: RefSeq, a predicted model, not a curated record